GGGGGUGUUCCCCGGCCUAGCCGCGGUACCCAGUUCAGCUUUCCAAGUCAGCCUCGUGGUUGACUCCGGGUGCAUCCCUCUGGGAGCAGUCUGCAGGUUGUGUGUGAACAAUAUGGAGGCUGGCCUGUCUGGCUUUAACAUUGAUGCGCCCCGCUGGGAUCAGUGCACGUUCCUGGGGCGUGUGAGGCACUUUUUUAACAUCACAGAUCCUCGCACUAUCUUUGCAUCAGAGCAGGAGCUGGACUGGGCAAAGGCGAUGGUGGAGAAGAGCAGGAUGGGACUUGUGCCCCCUGGCACUCAGGUGGAGCAGCUGCUGUAUGCUAAGAAGCUGUAUGACUCGGCUUUCCACCCUGACACUGGGGAGAAGAUGAACGUCAUUGGACGGAUGUCCUUCCAGGUCCCUGGGGGCAUGAUCAUCACAGGCUUCAUGCUCCAGUUCUACAGGACCAUGCCUGCGGUGAUCUUCUGGCAGUGGGUGAACCAGUCCUUCAAUGCCUUAGUCAACUACACCAACAGGAACGCGGCUUCCCCCACGUCCGUCAGGCAGAUGGCCCUCUCCUACUUCACAGCCACUACUACUGCGGUAGCCACUGCAGUGGGCAUGAAUAUGUGGACAAAGAGAGCCCCACCCUUGGUGGGCCGAUGGGUGCCCUUUGCCGCUGUGGCUGCAGCUAAUUGUGUCAAUAUCCCAAUGAUGCGACAGCAGGAACUCAUCCAUGGCAUCUGUGUGAAGGACAGGGACCAAAAUGAGCUUGGCCAUUCUCAGAGAGCUGCAGCCGUGGGUAUCACCCAAGUGGUUAUUUCUCGGAUCACAAUGGCAGCCCCUGGCAUGAUCCUGUUACCAGUCAUCAUGGAGCGGCUGGAGAGGCUACGGAUGGUGCAGAAGGCCAGAGUGCUGCAUGCUCCCCUGCAGGUCUUGUUGUGCGGCUGCUUCCUUCUCUUCAUGGUGCCAGUGGCAUGUGGGCUCUUCCCUCAGGAAUGCAAAGUAGCAGUUUCCUAUCUAGAACCAGAGCUGCAGGACACCAUCAAGGCCAAGUAUGGAGAACACGUCCUCUUUGCCUACUUUAAUAAGGGUCUCUAAGUGCGCCAUGCCUUCAAGGACCAAUCUGUACCCUGUAUGGACCAGCUUUUCGCUAACAGCUGUCCACAUUCUUCUUUGAAAUAAGGUCUGAAAGCCAGGCUGGAUUGGGAGAUAGAGGGGGGCGCGGGGAUAGUUCCAGUUUCCAUAUAAACAAUCAGGACAAAAAUUCAAAUGAGGAUCAAGGUGGUUGGGGAUGUAGCUCUUUUGGUAGUGUUUGCCUAGCAUUCACAAAGCCUGGGAUUUAAUCCUUUACACCAUGUGAUUCAGGUGUGGCUGUACAAGCUUGUGAUCUUGUUCUUGGGAGGUGGAGGCAAGAGGAUUAGAAGUUCAUAGUCAACCUUAGGUAUGUGGGGAAUUUGAGGCUAGCCUGAGUUAGAGUGUCUCAACAAAGUAGGGGAGGGAACAAGGACAGAGGUAUUCUGUCUGCUUUGUCCUUGACCCCUGUCCUUUGGGAGCAGAGGCUGAGGCCAGCUCAGCAGAAGCUGCUGACAUCUGGGAGUGAUUAGGAAACCUGUGACUAUUCUCCAGUCAGGACUGUAGAUGUAAUGAGUGCUCCUCUAUCCGCCCACUUCCUCCUUCCCAAGCAAGGGGAACAUUUACCUGUGUUAGUCUUAAAAGGCUUUUUUAUCACUGUACUUUUAUUUUAUGUGUAUGGGUAUUUGCCUUCAUGUGUGUCUCUC
This is a messenger RNA of Onychomys torridus (southern grasshopper mouse), 1761 nucleotides long. RefSeq names its product sideroflexin 2 (gene Sfxn2). Gene Ontology annotation, cellular component: mitochondrial inner membrane. Gene Ontology annotation, biological process: serine import into mitochondrion; monoatomic ion transport. The coding region runs from base 113 to 1081 and encodes 322 amino acids. Lineage: Eukaryota; Metazoa; Chordata; Mammalia; Rodentia; Cricetidae. The record is from RefSeq and is a predicted model, not a curated record. The transcript is spliced from 12 exons. Gene Ontology annotation, molecular function: monoatomic ion transmembrane transporter activity.